AUGUUGCAUGAUCGUGUGGUUUCACGUUCUUAUUCUUUGUCUAGUUCAAAAUUAUCUCGAUGUGUUUUGUUUCUCUCACUCUCUUAUAUUUUCUUCGUGCAAAUGUAUGCUUCAGCAAACCGCUUACAACAAGUUCGAAAGCCAGGUCCAACUCCAGGGCCAAAUCCAUGUCCAAGUCCAGAGCCAAAGCCAGGUCCAAGUCCAAGGCCAGCACCUACCCCAACGCCACCUGGUGCACGCAACACGACGUUUCCUGCCAUAUUUGCAUUUGGGGAUUCAAUCGUAGACACAGGAAAUAACAAUUACAUUUUAACGUUGGUCAGAGCUAAUUUUCUGCCUUACGGUAUGAAUUUCCCACACGGAGUUCCCACCGGCAGAUUUUGCAAUGGAAAAAUCCCUUCUGAUUUUAUAGCGGAAUUCUUAGGAAUAAAACCAGUUUUACCACCAUACUUGAGACCGGGACUGACCCGAGAAGAUCUCCUCACUGGUGUCUCCUUUGCUUCGGGUGGUUCUGGCUAUGAUCCUUUGACACCUAUAGAAGUAAGGGCGAUACCGAUGUCGGACCAAUUGACAUAUUUUCAAGAAUACAUCGAGAAAGUGAAAGGCUUUGCGGGAAAAGAGAAAGCUGAACACAUAAUAUCCAAAAGCCUAGCUAUUGUGAUUGCGGGCAGCGAUGAUCUAGCCAAUACAUACUAUGGUACACAUACAGAAGAAUUCUUAUAUGACAUCGAUUCAUAUACCUCUUUUAUGGCUACCUCUGCUGCAAGUUUCGCUAUGCAACUAUAUGAAUCUGGAGCAAGAAAAAUAGGAUUCAUUGGUGUUUCGCCAAUCGGGUGUAUACCAAUUCAGAGAACCGCAAGAGGAGGACUUCAUAGAAAGUGUGCUGAUGAAGUAAACGUUGCAGCUCAGCUUUUUAAUUCCAAACUCUCUACAAGUUUGCAUUCAAUGGCUGAAACCUUGAAGAACGCCACUUUGGUGUAUAUUGACAUCUACUCUCUCUUCACUCAUAUGAUCCAAAAUCCAGAGGAAUAUGGAUUUGAUGAGAUUGAUAAAGGAUGUUGUGGGACAGGGCUGAUCGAAUUAGGUCCGCUUUGCAACCAAUUUACAUCACUUCUUUGUAACAACGUGUCUUCUUAUAUGUUUUGGGACAGUUACCAUCCAACAGAACGAGCUUAUAGGAUUUUAACCAAAAAGUUUGUAGAGGAUGACCUGAGCCCUUUCUAUGACAAAUAA
This is a messenger RNA of Eutrema salsugineum, 1233 nucleotides long. RefSeq names its product GDSL esterase/lipase At1g20120. Bases 1 to 1233 code for a protein of 410 amino acids. Gene Ontology annotation, biological process: lipid metabolic process. Gene Ontology annotation, cellular component: extracellular region. The record is from RefSeq and is a predicted model, not a curated record. The transcript has 5 exons. Gene Ontology annotation, molecular function: lipase activity. Lineage: Eukaryota; Viridiplantae; Streptophyta; Magnoliopsida; Brassicales; Brassicaceae.